AUGCCAAUUCCUGACAGUAUAGUUCUUCGGAGACAAAUUGGUUUCUUCAAAAAACAGUUGCAACGAUACUGUUCUGCAGCCACUGAUAUCUUCAAGGAGUACCGAAUUGAACCAUCUCAACCUACUACUUACAAUAAAAUUGCCAAGCUCCACGACGAAUGGACAACACUUCAAGACUCUAACCCACUCGAGCAAAAGGUCUUUGAAGAUUACAUAACGAAGAAUGGAGACUAUCGUGCAGACAUUGCUCUCUCUGUCAACAACCUCGAACAGUUUGAUGCUAUUCUGAAUGUUCUUGACGCAGAAUACGUAAAACGGGAACUUCAUCCACCCUCCCAAUCUGAUGGGACACACGCAGAGGACGACGAAGUCCACAGUGAUAGCCUUGCGAAUCAAAGAGGACGCCUUAUUCACCCAGCAACUUCUGCUCCAGAUGCAUUUCUACUUAACUUUGUAGAUGCCUCAAUUCUGACAAAAUUGGAUUUGCCAACCUUCGAUGGCAACCUGCUGGACUAUCCCGAAUUCAAUGCUCGCUUUUCAACACUUGUCGCCAACAAGAUCCAACUUGACGACACUACGAAAUUCUCACUAUUGGAAUCAUGCCUGCGCGGAAGAGCAUUACAAUCGAUCCAAGGACUUUCAAUAACGGCCGAAAACUAUCACAUUGCCAUGGACAUACUGAAGACACUUUAUGAUGACAAGGUGACUGUCAGGCACAUCCUUUUCACUAAACUGGCACAGUUACCGCCUUGCGACCCUGAAGGACGCCAUCUACCUAUCCUGUAUAACCAAAUGUUUUCUAUCGUCCGACAGUUUGCAAACAACCAUGAUGACUCCUCUGAGACUGCCCUCGGGGCGCUCCUUCUCAAUAAACUACCUUUGCGAGUGAGAAGUCUGGUAUAUGACCGCACUGCAAACGAUCACAACGUUUCCCCAUCGGAGUUACUCCACCUAUUAACGGACAUUGUUCGAAAAGACUCUACCCUGUUCGAAAUGGAAUAUCAUGCGCGUUUUCCCAUCCAUACAAGAAAUGCAACUCAAGGAUUCCAUGUAGUACUCAGCAAGAUACCUCGGCCACGCAAGAUUCCAGGUGAAAAGAAAAACAAGCGUAAGUGCCAGUUCUGCGAUUCAACUGCUCAUUCAAAAACAGAGUGUGAUGCCUUCCCCACAGCAAAGGAGCGCAUCGAUCAAGUAAAACGACGGAAACUUUGCUUCAAUUGUCUUUCAACUUCUCACAGUACAAGAGAAUGUACGUCAAAAUUCCGUUGCAGGUUUUGCUCUAAAAAACACCAUUCUUCAUUAUGUUUUCGAUUGAAUCGCUCUCAGACGGCUUCCAUAUCGCCUAGUCAUAACAAGCACACUUCCACGCAAUCAACACGCCGCCAUAAUGUAACGCCUUCUACAAACCGUCCAUCGAGGCUGCAGAACCAUACAGUUCACUUAGAAGAACAGGAAAAGGAGCUUGUUAACUCUUCUUCUGAUCCGAAGGAACAGCCAAUUGACUCACAAAUCGACGUUCCUACAAUGCAAGCUCCUGUCGCUUGCUCAACCAACAAUGCAACGAAUAUGACGAAUCAGACUGCACUGAUGUGCACAACUGUAACACUCUUCAAUACAAAUGACCACUCGCAUCAAGCGACAGUAACGGCAUUUUUUGACAGCGGCCCCAACAAGUCAUACAUCACCGACGAGAUUGCUACCAUCCUUCAUUUGCCUACUACAGGAACCGAACAUAUCAGCCUCUCCACCUUUGGGAAAGUCGAAUCCUUGGAACUGGAAUGCCGAAAUCACAUAAUCGGCCUGUAUACCGAAAAGGGAGUCAAACACCUCCAGGUGAAAUCUGUGCCGUUGCUUACUGGAAAUCUCCAACGCAUUUACAUCCCGGAAGGAUCAACGGGUAAUGUCACCUUUUCUGCCUGCAAACCGUCCAUUCUUAUUGGAAAUGAUUAUUUCUGGGACAUUAUAUUAUCAGAAGACUUCCAUCACAGAACCCUCUCAAAGAAUUAUCGAAUUCUGCAUACAGCUAUCGGAGACAUGGUUGUGGGGAGAGCUUUCAAAGCAAAAAAUUACACCACAUGCACUGCCGUCAACUCCACUACUGACAUGGACGAUGCGUCAAGUCCUACGAAUCACGAAGAACUCGUUGGUCAACAACUUCUGGAGACUUGA
Molecule: messenger RNA, 2169 nt
Organism: Cylicocyclus nassatus
Lineage: Eukaryota; Metazoa; Nematoda; Chromadorea; Rhabditida; Strongylidae
Source: the annotation of a GenBank genome assembly